AUGGCCAUGCUUGCCGACGCCGGUCUGCUCAGCAGUAGCAGCAUCGGGAGCUGCUCAGCAUUAGCCACCGCUCCUGCCAUGGAACACUCGGCCUCGUCGUCGUCGUGCACAUCAUGGAACAUGGACUUUGGAGACUCGGAUGACUUUAGCGCCGAGGAGGGUACAAAUGAUAUAGGCUGGGAGCAAGGCACCGAUGGAGUCCUGACGGCUCCCAAGCCGGAGCCGAUGGACGAGGACACCUUCUGCCUGGACGACUUCAAGGAGGCCCCAACAAUCACAGACCUAGACGCCCAAACUUGUUGCAUCACCUGUCGAAAGCGCAAGAAAAAGUGUGACGAGGCAAAGCCACGAUCUCGACUUCAUACGCAUGCGCUCCCAACUAUCACCAUGCAGCCGCUCUUUGACGGCCUCGAGACAAUCGAAGACCGCAUCUUCUGGAAACACUACAACGAGCACCUCAGCACGGUCCUCACUGUGGAGAGCGAGCAUCGGAAUGCUUUCAAGGAGAUGCUUGUACCCAUCGCCACGAGACACCAAGGACUGAUGCACUCGAUUUUGUCUCUGUCGAGUAAGCAUCUCGACUGCGACACCCCAUAUGCCCUGAACAUUCUCAAGAGGUACCCGGGGACAAGCAUCGAGGACUUGCGGAGUCGAUCAAUAUACCAUCAGGCCCGCGCGAUGCAGAUCCUCACAAAUGUGGACCACAGCCACAUGGGAUCCUGUCCAAACCUUCGGUCGGCCUUUUAUGGGCAGAUGCUUUGUCAGAUCCUCGAAAACAUGGUCGAGGGUCGCGCCGACGGUCAGCACAGAUUUCACCUGGGUGCUUACCUGAGCCUCGUCAACACCUCACCCCCGACCGACAUGUCUUUCCUCUCCUUCAUCACCGAGUUUUUCCAGUUUCACAUCUACGCCGACGAACUCAUACGCUAUCCCGGCAAGCCGCACCAACCCCGCCUCGCCACCGAAGGCUGGGAGCCCGCCAAUCCUAUACAACCGGCGAGGCUCUUGGGGGUCGCCGACGGUCUCUUUGAACACCUCUGCAGCAUCACCACCAUCCGCAACCGCAUCCGGGACAACAUCACCACGCAUGCAGACCCUGUAGUCGAUUACCCAAGCCUAUACAAGGCCGAAGAGAUUGUGCAGGCUAUAUACGAUUGGAACCCCACAUGGCCAGCCAACGAUAGCAGGGAGCGGGUGGCUCUGCUCUACAAGCAGAUGAUGUGGGUGCACCUAUAUCGCACCAUUUACCCACCUUCGCCCUCUUCAACUUCAACCUCGGGCACCGCAACAGCAACCCAGUCUUCCUCGUCCCUGGCAGGCUGCUCAGCCUUCUAUGCCGGCGAACCCAUCCACACUCCUCCCAAGUCAACAUCUACAUCCCGUGCGUCAUCGCCUCGGCUACGACCGAGCACAGCCGGCACCUGGUCCAACGUGAUGCAGCCCGAGAUCAUGUUUGCCCAAAACACUCGUCGUCAUUCUGUUGCCAACGUCCACCCCGCCGGCGGCAUCACCGUCGCCACGCCCUCCUCAUCAUCCGUGGCCGCAUCCGAAGCAUCACACCCCAACAGCUCCUCGCCGAUAAUGCCCUAUACACACCUGCGAAGCGACUCGCCGCCGCCGAUCCGCCUCCCGACCCAAGACCCCCGCGUCGUCCUGGCGGUCAACGAGUCUCUGCAGAUCUUGGACACCAUAAAAGCCAACGACCCGGCGCAGACGCUGCUCCUGAUCCCCUGUCUCGUCGUCGGCGCUGCGUGCUUCGCACCCGCGCAGCAGGACCGGAUCCGCGACGCCGUCCACAGGGUCAAGGGCUACACUGGCCUGCGCAAUGCGGACAGGGUCGUUGAGCUUCUCGAGGAGCUGUGGCGUCUGAUGGCCGAGGGUGAGUGGCUGGCCGUGUGGGAUUGGCAGGGUGUCGCAUACAGGAUGGGCCUCGACUUUUUGUGUGCCUAA
This is a messenger RNA of Pyricularia oryzae 70-15, 1950 nucleotides long. RefSeq lists its product as uncharacterized. The coding region runs from base 1 to 1950 and encodes 649 amino acids. Gene Ontology annotation, cellular component: nucleus. The transcript is spliced from 3 exons. Lineage: Eukaryota; Fungi; Ascomycota; Sordariomycetes; Magnaporthales; Pyriculariaceae. The record is from RefSeq and is a predicted model, not a curated record. Gene Ontology annotation, biological process: positive regulation of transcription by RNA polymerase II. Gene Ontology annotation, molecular function: transcription cis-regulatory region binding; zinc ion binding; DNA-binding transcription factor activity, RNA polymerase II-specific.